GUUAUCAACCAUUGUCCCUUCACUUGUGCAACUUACGAAUAAUGGGUGGUAAGAGUCUCCACCCAAAAUUUCAUCUCACGCGAAAGAAAUAUGACAGACGAGACUACUACUAUGGUGCUCCAAAGGAUUGCCCUGUAGGAGCGCUCUUUCAGGAUCGGCAAACCCUCUCGCAGGCCAUGGUACAUGGCUUCACGCAGGCUGGUAUUCACGGGAACAUCGAAUCUGGUACUUAUUCUGUAGUUAUGUCUGGUGGCUACGAGGAUGAUGACGAUCAGGGGGAGUGGUUUUGGUACACCGGCGAAGGCGGUAGGUCUGCUGCGGGGAAGCAGAUCAAGGAUCAGAGUUGGAAAGACAAAGGUAAUAGAAGCUUAAUGAUGUCCACUAUGCAUCCACGAAGACCUGUCAGAGUUGUUAGAGCACACAUUGCCAAGUCGCCUUACGGACCUGCUGAAGGCUUACGAUACGAUGGACUCUAUCAAGUAAUUCGAGUAUGCACUGCAAAAGGGAAAUCAGGGCAUAAGAUCUGUAAAGCCCUGUUCAGACGGCUCGGGAACCAAGCUCCUCUUCCUUCACCACGGUGGACGGUCAGAAGACAAGGCGAAGAAAUUGAUGCGACGUUACGAAGAUCCUCUCGUGAUAUCGUUGAAUCCACGGGCUCUGAAGAAGGCUAUAGCUCCGGAUCUCAGGUGGAAGAGGCGGAAGAGGAAGAAGAGUUGGAUACAGAAACAGCAACAGAUUUCGUCUCGAAAUCGCCGAAUCCUGUUACCAGUAUCUUCGUCAGGAAGAGGCAGCGGAGUGAGGACGACUUAGAUGCACGGAUUACUCAAAGACCCCGAGAGUCGAUCAUUGAUCCUACCUGUACUCUUCCUGAGAAGGCCAGUUUAUCUUCUGUCCGGAGAAGAAAAUAUCAGAAUCUGCCCAAGAUUGCCAAGAUGAACAAAGAAAAUCAGUCAAGAAAAGAGAGUUGUUGA
Molecule: messenger RNA, 971 nt
Organism: Marasmius oreades (fairy-ring Marasmius)
Lineage: Eukaryota; Fungi; Basidiomycota; Agaricomycetes; Agaricales; Marasmiaceae
Exons: 6
Coding region: 42-971 (309 amino acids)
Biological process (GO): negative regulation of gene expression via chromosomal CpG island methylation; protein ubiquitination
Molecular function (GO): ubiquitin protein ligase activity
Source: RefSeq, a predicted model, not a curated record